AUGAUGAAACGUCGUAGUCUUGGGAUGAAGCAUAUGAACUCUUCGCCGCCUACAGUCAUUCAUGAGAAGUUCCAAAGCCCUUUGGUGCGUUGUCUGUCACCAGAAGAUGGUUCAAAGCGGAGAAGGAAAAAACCUCUGCGAUUACAGAAUCCUUUCAAUACUGCUCGCGAGGAUGUGAUUGAUCCUCUUCGCCUGAAACUUAUAGAUAAAAAUGCCGUUAUGGCUAGAGAUUCUGCCGAACAUGAAGCGAUGAUCGCUCGUCUCCUAUCUAGACCUUUCACGAUCCCCAUAGCCGGAUAUUCACUGUCCGGGCGCAUUUUGGGCAUGGCCAGAUCCCGAAUGAGAGUGGCUAUGUUUGAUCCAUAUGCUGAAAAUGCAGUUGUGCUCUAUGCUCCUCCACCUCUAUCAGCUCAUGAACAAUUGAAUAUGAAAGAGGAGGACAAACUGGUGGCGUCUGCGGCGGUUUCCCUAUCUCCGUCCAGACGAUUUCUGUGGAAGCGAUUGCUUGAUAUAAACAUCCUUCAUUCUAUUAUAGUUCCUCUUUCCAGCCACUUCGGUUGCAUCAUGGCUGAUGAGAUGGGCCUUGGUAAAACACUUCAAUGUAUCACACUAUUAUAUACCUUACUACGUCAAAGUCCCGUGGGUAAACCCACUUUUACCAAAGUAAUUAUCGUAUGUCCCAGUAGUUUAGUGAAGAAUUGGGAUAAAGAGAUCAAGAAAUGGCUAGGACAACGAAUUUGCGCAUUACCUAUGGAUUCUGGAAGCAAACAAGAGAUCACCAAUAAACUUAAAGCUUACAUGGCCGACGGGCGAGUUCGAGCUGCUAGUCCCGUGCUGAUCAUCUCCUAUGAGACAUUUCGUCUAUAUGCGAAGAUUCUGCACUCAAGCGCCAUAGGAAUGGUAAUCUGUGAUGAAGGUCACCGUUUGAAAAAUAGUGAUAAUCUCACCUAUCAAGCGCUAAACGGGCUACAGUGUGAUAGACGAGUACUCAUUUCGGGAACACCUAUACAGAAUGACCUGCUUGAGUACUUCAGUUUGGUGAACUUCGUUAAUCCUGGGCUGCUGGGAACAGCUAGUGAGUUCAAGAAACGCUUCGAAAAUCCGAUUUUAAGAGGACGCGAUGGUAAUGCCACCGAUGAAGAACAAAAGAAAGGCGAGGAGGCAACCAAGGAGAUGGUCACGCUUGUAGAGAAAUGCAUCAUCCGACGAACUAGCGCACUAUUGACAAAGUAUUUGCCAGUUAAAUACGAACACGUAAUCUGCUGCCGAAAUACGGAACUCCAAAAUUCCAUUUACAACAAACUGAUCGAAACCGAAAAGCGGAACAGAGCCAUUGAAAGAGACAAGGAAAACGGUGCUACAGCUUCAGCUCUAUCAUUCAUCACUCACCUCAAAAAACUCUGUAAUCAUCCAUAUCUAGUCUAUGAGGAACUGCAGAAAAGUGAUAAUAGGUUCCAUAGCUGUCUUGACUUAUUUCCCGACUCAUUCAAUGCAAAGAAGUUUGAUCCAUCGACAUCGGGAAAGAUGAAGCUUUGUAAACUACGUGGAUACGGUUACGUACGACUAGAUGGAUCAAUGUCAAUAAAGCAAAGGGCGAAGACAGUGGAGAAAUUCAACGACCCAGAGAGUAGUGAAUUUUGCUUCCUGCUAUCAUCAAAAGCUGGUGGAUGUGGUUUGAAUCUUAUAGGAGCAAACAGGUUAGUAAUGUUCGAUCCCGAUUGGAAUCCAGCCAAUGACGAUCAAGCAAUGGCACGGGUAUGGCGUGAUGGCCAGAAAAAGAACUGCUUCAUUUAUCGAUUACUGGCGACGGGUUCAAUCGAAGAGAAAAUGUUCCAACGACAAACACACAAAAAAGCUUUGUCAUCAUGUGUGGUUGACGCUGGACAGGAUGUUGCGCGACAUUUCAGCGCAGAUCAACUGAGAGAGUUGUUUAAGCUGGAAGCAGAUACGCCAUCGGAUACACAUGAGAGACUGAAAUGCAAAAGAUGCAUAAGUGGAAUUGAGAGCGUGGACCCACCGGAAACAGCCGACUGCACCUCUGAUUUAGCUCUAUGGCAUCAUUCGCAAAGAGAUGCUCGAAAGGUUGCUGAUUCCAUACUGCGCUCCGUAUUCAGUUGCGGUGCUAUCUCUUUUGUGUUCCAUCAAAAAUCGCACAAUGUGGAAGUGCCCAAGAAAAAGAAGGAACAAGAGGAUGAGGAGUAUAAACCCUGUGAAGAAGAAGAAACUGACGAUUAG
Strongylus vulgaris is the source of this 2235-nucleotide messenger RNA. The record is from the annotation of a GenBank genome assembly. NCBI's taxonomy places the organism in Eukaryota, Metazoa, Nematoda, Chromadorea, Rhabditida, Strongylidae.